Helianthus annuus (common sunflower) is the source of this 865-nucleotide messenger RNA. RefSeq names its product UDP-glucuronate 4-epimerase 2-like. The record is from RefSeq and is a predicted model, not a curated record. Lineage: Eukaryota; Viridiplantae; Streptophyta; Magnoliopsida; Asterales; Asteraceae. The transcript is spliced from 2 exons. Bases 340 to 708 code for a protein of 122 amino acids.
UGAUACAAGUCCAAGGGUCAGACUGGGUUAAUUUUAAAAUAGAGGGAUAUAAUUACGGGUCAAGUUGGGUUGAAGAUAUAAAAAGAACGGGUUGGAACGGGUCGUUUAGGUUUUCUGAGAACGGGUUGAUCAGCUCUGUCUUCAUCAAGAUUGACGUGAAAUUGACCCACGUUGCUUCCCUUCUUUGCUAUUCUCAUUGGAGACGAGCCGGGAUCUAGGGUUCAACCAUCUUCUACACGCCGUACAACUGGCACGAUGCCCCUUGUUUCAUAGAUCAUAAUCUGGAGAGGAAUUGAAUUGAAAUUCCAACCAGUUUAUUGAACAAUCAGCAACUGUUGAAUGAUUGUCAAAAUCUCCAUCAACCCCUUUGAAUCCAGAAUCAACUCUUACGGCUCCAGGACGGUCACGCGUGAUUUUACGUAUAUUGAUGAUAUUGUGAAAGGGUGGUUAGGCGCAUUAGAUACCGCGGAGAAGAAUACCGGGAGUGGGAGGAAAAAGCGUGGGCCCGCACAGCUGCGCGUGUUCAACUUGGGGAACACGCCGCCGGUGCCAGUUUUGGAUCUUGUUGGGAUUUUGGAGAGAUUGUUGAAAGUUAAAGCGAAACGGAUGGUAAUGAAGUUGCCGAGGAAUGGGGAUGUUUUGUUUACGCACUCGAAUAUUAGUUUAGUGAGGAGGGAGUUUGGGUAUAGACCGAAGUUGAUGAUCUAGAAGACAAACUGCUUCCAGCUCAUGUGACGACUGUUGUGUUUUAGGAUGUUGGUGUUUGACUGUUAAUUGUUUCUAACAAAUUAUCUUGUUAUUGAGGUCAGUAAUGAAAGAAAUUGAAGCAUUUUUUUGUUAUGUAUAAAAUUCUUGUUGAUUUUGA